Messenger RNA from Rhizoctonia solani, 1356 nucleotides. RefSeq names its product NAD-dependent histone deacetylase SIR2. The coding region runs from base 1 to 1356 and encodes 451 amino acids. The transcript has 8 exons. Gene Ontology annotation, molecular function: NAD+ binding. NCBI's taxonomy places the organism in Eukaryota, Fungi, Basidiomycota, Agaricomycetes, Cantharellales, Ceratobasidiaceae. The record is from RefSeq and is a predicted model, not a curated record.
AUGUCAAAUGCAACUCGGGGAAAGUUAUACAGUUUGCUAGCAGAUUCCGGACGCAAAAGUGCUCAGCGUGUUCUGGAAGGCGUUGCAAAUUCGCGCUGUAUGAUUAUUUGUGGUGCUGGUAUAUUGGUUGAGGCGCAAAUCCCGGACUAUUGUUCACCGGGAGGAUUAAUGAGCUUGAAGUUUCGGAUUUUCAACAAGAAAGUAGCUGGCAAAGACGUUUUUGCAAACACCAAUGCAGCUGGGGGGCUACACGUCAAGGUGCUGAACUACAUUAUGACUUCCUUGCGCCAACACGCUUGUGUUGCUCCCGUAACAGAUUUUCAUUGCUUGAUUCAAACCAUGCUGAACACCGAUCGGGCCGUGAAGUGUCUUACUUGCAACUUUGAUGGUCUUGAAACACGUGACCAACCAAACCUUGCUACAAAGGUGAUUGAGCUACAUGGUAAAAACAACACUAUCUCCUGCCUGAGUGGGCAUACAAUAUCAACCAAUGGAGAGAUUAUUGGCUAUGAGGACAUGUUCAUGCAGGGAGAUGAAGUUCCUUGCCCUACCUGUUCUACUAGCGGCUGGGAGCAAUCCAAAGGAAACAAACGCCUUUGCAACCUUAAUGUUGUUCAUCUCCUGCGUCCUGGAGUGUACCUGGAUGAGAGAUUCAUUCCUAGCAUGAGCAGUGGUGAGGACAGCAGAAAUGAAUUAUGUGACCUGGUUGCUUCUUGUCAGGUUCUGCUGAUCCUGGAUGCGCAGGAGUGCGCCCGCUACAUUCUCAAUAGCAUAGCUCAACAGAAUGAAUUUGAUGUUCAACGUGGCAAGGAAAUAUGGCUAGAGCUUUUGGAGCGCGAACUUUCAGGGACCUCUGCGGAGGCUCUCGAACCACUUACGAUCCCGGUGUGUUGCAUUUGUUCUCAUCCAAUGGAAGAUGUUUUGCUUGCGUGCACUUCAUGCAACCAAUAUUUCUGCUUCAAAUCUCCGGAACACAAACUUGGAAGAAUGUGCGUUUCACUUGACAGGUUUUCACCUUCUCAACCUAUCCCUUUCAACGAACGUAAAAGCCAAUUUGUGUGCCCAGAAUGUUACAACCAUGAAGAAGGAAAAAUGUAUCCUCACUUUGUUGCUGCGCCUAGAUUCUUUCAUCACUCUGUUGAAUCUCCCAAGAAAUUGCGGGUAGUGAUGUUUCACCUGGGUCAGUUCUGGCCUAUUUCUGAGCACCUUGAGGGAUGCAUAGUGAGCGCCUGGAAGGCAGAGGUAUGGGCAUGCUUAACAACGCAAAUCCGUCUUCAGGAUUUAUCAGAGUCGCCCACUAUGGUUAUUGAGAGGCGAGCUAAAAUUAUAACAGGAGUUUUAUUUAUUUUAGACUGA